Molecule: messenger RNA, 7927 nt
Organism: Anopheles funestus (African malaria mosquito)
Lineage: Eukaryota; Metazoa; Arthropoda; Insecta; Diptera; Culicidae
Product: mucin-19-like
Exons: 12
Coding region: 1854-5750 (1298 amino acids)
Source: RefSeq, a predicted model, not a curated record
ACUCGGCAACCGCGAAGUUUGGUCGCCAACGUUUGCCGUUUCAUCUGAAAAGAAAAAGCAUUCGAGUGGUGUUAGUGCAACUUGGCAUGUAGUUCGAACGGCUGGUGCGUUGCUAUCGUCUAACCAACAUGACAAAUCGAUUGCGAGUGCGUGUGCUGGAAUAAAUAGUUUAGUAAAAAACUAAACGAAUGCACCACAUUAAGCUGUGCUAAGUAAAACAAUUCAGACGAUUCGGUAGCUCGUGUAGUGCGGCAAAAUAGAGACAACCUACUGUUGUUUAUUUCUCCGACUUGAAACCAUUCGAAAGCCGUGUAAAACAGGUGCUCCCAACUGGUAAGCGUCCGGAAAAGGGGCUCUUGAAGAGCGAUAAACAUUGAUUUUAUUGCACAAUAUUCGGAUCGAAAUCAGUGAAAGGACGUAAAAUGUGAACACCAUCGAUCAUGGACCUCAUUCACAAAACCGAUUGGUGGUUGGCUCUCUAUGCUGCUCGCUGUGUGUGAUGUGUCGUGGUAACGAAAAGUCGGUGCUCCAGAAAACCCGAACGGUGUUUUCCAUUGCUGCCAGUCCCCUUUUCUCGCCCGGAACUUCUCGCACAGGAGGAAGAUGGUUAAUGAAUGUGGCAUGCUUCCGGGCAUCCGGGAGGUGGUAAUGUGGGUCAGAUGAGCUGUAAAAGUAGUGCUAAGGAACGGGACGGGUGAAGGUGGAAAACGUGGUCAGUGGAAAACGAAUGAGAAAGACGGUACGGACGCGGUGCGUCUCUUCUGGUGUUUGCUGAUAAUCGUCUGUAUGCAAAAAUAAGAUGACAGGUGCAUGAACAGCAAAACAACACAAGUGAUGGCACAGUGUCGUAUAUGACAUUAGGAAGGCAAACGAACAAAAAACGCAAGAUAAGACUCGGUUUUCUAGUGCAUACGAUUGGUGAGAGUGUGAUUUGCUUGAUAGUAGACGCUGCUGAUAUUACUUCCUUCCGUUCCAGCAAUAUGUAUGUUGACGACGCCUACUAUUACUACUACUAGCCUAGCGUCCUGUUCUUGGCACAAAGUAGCGCAGCACUGAAUGCAUUAACUCUUCCAGCAGGCCGUGACCGUGUCGAGUGAAAUUAAUCGGUGCAAGCUGCUCUUUCACGGCAAAUUGCUCAAUGGCGACCUUUCGCCGUCUGUGAUGAAACGGGGAGGUGACUGGUGAAAACAUUAUCAUCUUCUAUCAAACAACAUUCCAGCGGCAUAACCAGAAGAGUACAAGAGAGAAAGGUGUUUUGUGAUUUGGUGUGAUAUAAAAAUCGCAUUUAUUAUUAUAAAAAACGUUGAAUAUAUACACACAUCUUCUUAAUGUGCCCUCUCCUACAGUUGUUGGUCAAAAUGUUAAGUGAAACAAUUAUGUGUGCUCGUCUUGGGUGAGUCGAAACUUCAUCAGCAAGGGUGAUUAAAAACAGUCGGCUAUGGUUCCCUUAUACGUCGAAUCUAAGAAGGCGUCUGUGGAAACCGUGCGGAACAACGUCCGGGAGGAAGCAACGUACUGUGAAUAAUAAUAAAUUGGUGGACGGAAAUUAACGUGUGUACAUCAGCUAUCGCCUGGGUGUAGCUAGUGUACUACUUCGGCACCAACCCAUACAGACUGUUGAUCGUACGCAAAAAUUGCCGAAUGAUGGCGUCCUUCCACUUCUAUCGACAAACCCAGCAACGGAUACAGUGACGACAGCGUACAAACUGUGUGCAAUAUAAAUUCGUUCGGUUCAGGGUAAAGAAGGCGGUUGCUACGCGGAACAACUAAUCAUAAACCUCGAUUCGAUUGGAAUUUGAAUUCAGAAGAAGUUGUUACUGUUCCUCAAAAGAUAAGCAGCAUAAUUGCCAAACAUGGACGAAGAAGCACUGAUAGCCCGAGCAAAGGAGGAACGGGAAAAGAUUUUCCAGCGCUACGAUAAGGGCCGGGAACCGGGAGCCGAGAUCGAUCCGUGGGAGGAUCCUGAAUUCGCAGUGUACUACCAGACAGAUAGGUAUGGAUUCAUCCAUAACACACCGCUACCGGCAAAACCGGGACCCCAUGAAUCCAAAGCAUUGCAGGUCGAACUGGGCCGGGAGAAGAAGUGGAUCAAGCUGCUCGGCCUUUCCUCGCAGCCAACCAAACGGCACUGGGACGAUAAAACGGUUCAGGCGAAGGUCCGCAAACGUGUAUUUAAAGGAAUACCGGAAAAGGUACGCGGACAAGUCUGGCACAAACUGCUCAAUCUUGAUCAGGUGAUGAAGACAGAGCAGGGCAAGUACAAGAAGAUGCUCGAUCUGGCACGCAACUGGAGCACGGAAGCUCGACAGAUUGACAAGGAUGUGAAUCGACAGUUCCGCGAUCAUAUCUUCUACCGGGAGCGUUACAGCGAUAUGCAGAAAAGCCUGUUCAAUGUGCUGGUGGCGUACAGUAUGUACAAUUCAGAGGUCGGCUACUGCCAGGGAAUGUCGGGUUUAGCCGGAGUGUUGCUGAUGUACAUGAAUGAAGAGGAAGCAUUCUGGGCACUAAGCGUCCUGUUGGCGGAUGCAAAGUUCGCCAUGCACGGCUUGUUCAUUGAAGGCUUUCCCAAACUGACCCGUUUUCUAGCACAUCACGACAAAAUCAUAACCAAAUUCAUACCAAAGCUUAAGAAACACUUCGACCAGUGCAAUCUAGACUCGAUCCUGUAUUCCUUGAAAUGGUUCUUUGUGGUGUUUAUCGAAAGGAUACCGUUCAGCUUGUGCUUACGCGUCUGGGAUAUUUAUCUGCUCGAUGGGGAAAAGGUGGUCACUGCCAUGGCCUAUAACAUACUUCGUAUGCACAAACAACAUAUACUUAAGCUACGGGACAUGGAUCAAAUUGUGCAGUACAUCCAGACGCGACUAUGUCAGGACUUUGGGUACGAUGACGAUACGGUAAUAAAAAACCUCGAACAAUGCAUGGAGGAGCUACGCAAGGCUGGUUUAGAGCUGCCACCGCCACCGAGUGAGAUUGAGCUGCCAAAAAAAGAGUUCGGGAUAUUUGUGGAACCUACAGCUGCUGCGCAGAUUGGCCGACGGAAGCAAGAGUUUACGGAAACGGAAAAGGAUGUGACGGAAACAGUCAAACUAAAGCGAGAAAUAACCGAACAGGAAAUUGCCAAUCUCAAUCGAAUCGCAACCGCUCCUGGAGGUUCCACACAACAGUUAAAUACAGUACACAUUCCAGAAUCGGAGGAUGGUGGAUCGCUUCUGGGAAGCUCUCGAAAAUCGUUAGCCGAUACGUCAGUUACAUCUACCGCUGAUUUGAGCGUACUAUCCGGCGGUCAAAGCCAACGGUCCCAUCAAGCGUUCGAUUUCUGCGUUGAAGAUCAGAACGUGAUCCCGAGCGAGGACGAGGGUGAUGGCGAAAGUAGCCCGGUAUCGAAGCGAAAACAGUCGACGGUGCCAUCGGCGUCGCCUGGUACCGCAAAUGGUACCACGUACGCCACCGCCUCCACCUCCACGACGAGGCCGGUCAGGUUUAGAAGUGCAACAUCCGCCAUCGGUGCAACGAGUGUGGUAGAGCGUAGUCCUUCGGCGCUGCAGUUAAUGACUCCACGUGCGAUGUCUCCACACGAUGUACUCCGCAUUUACGUACCACCGGCCCCACCAGAAGAGGUACAGCAGUCUACUGUAGGUCUCUCACGUACAUCCGCAGUUGCAAACAAUCACGAUCGGACGACAAUCCAGUCCGACCUUUCCGGUCCAACAAAUGGCACGGGACAGCGACGUCGCAAUCGUUCCUCGCGCACCAGUUACAACGAUGAGGAUGAGGAUGAAGAAUCUAAAACACGGCGCAACAGUGAAAUUGAUUUGUACCUACAGCAAUCGAUUAAUAAGGCAACUGCCGGCACCGUGUUGGGAAAUGGCAAUGUAGCGGCAGCCGGAUACGGCAGUGGAAGAUACUCUGACUACACCAGUGGUGAAUUUCAGGGCCAGCAACCGUCACUGAUUCCUUCGGUACCCUUGUCUCCUUCCGCGUCCCAGAACAAUUACGCAUCUAAUGGACGGUCCACUUCGUCAUCCCGGCGUGGCAGUAUGUCACGGAAGUCGCCAGCUCCAACCCUCGACAGUGAAUUUAUCAUCGAGUGUAGUCACUUGAAAAAUCGUAAAUACGUGCCACCACUGGAUCACCAUAGCAGCCACAACAGUUUGGUGCUGAGCGUAGGUGGUGGCUUACCGACGUACGGUAGCCGCAACGGUUCGGAAUCUAACAUUCACCGCAUGACAUCGUUCGAGGAAUUGGCUAAGGCAAAACUGCAGCACCAUCUGUCCGGAAGCGGUGGCAGUGGAGCAAUCACCGGUAGUAGUAGUAGUUUACUAAGAAGUACUACCGAUGAUUACUACGCCGUCCGACAAACGGUGUCGGUAACGAAGGCGAAAUCUUCCACCACGAACAAUCGCAUGGCGCGCAGUGAAAUCUAUGAGUCGAUCGAAAGCAGGGAAGAAUCACACUACGACAGCCCUCGCCGGCGACAACAGCCGGCCGAUACGUCAUCCGAUCUGUAUGAUGGUAGUACCCCCGGUAGUUCAUUGCAUAAAAGCUCACGUGGCCAUAAGAGCGACUACAACAUACAGUACCGGAACCUUUCGCUGCAGGGCUCCAGGGCAGUAGGUCCCAUUUCACCGCUAAGUGACAGUGGAGGUGAUGGCGUGGAAUAUCGACCGUUUAAGUCGUCAUCGCGACAAAACAGUGGCAAUGAUAGCUCACCGUUUGAUUACGACCCGUUACCAACCGAUGGUGGUUCGUCGGACGGUCCGACCAAUGUGGCCACGGAACGGUACAACCGUUUCUUCAACAAUGAUGAAGAGGACGAUGAUGAUUUGGGACGUGAGCGAGACACACUGAACGGCGCAGCGAUGGUCUCUUACCAUCAUAGGGAAGAUGAAGAUAAGCUGCUGACGAAAUCUUCCGACGAUUCCUCCACAAGUCCACCACCACCAGUAGCUAGCAGCCGUCCUUCACAGUUACCCCAAUACCAGCGGGAGCAAGCUAGUGUCGGUUCGGGUACGGGUAGUCACCAACGACAACGGCCGCGCCAAAGACAACCACCAUCAACAAGUCCGUCCCAUACACAGCAUCAGAACGGCUCAACGCCAACCAAUGAAAUGAUGGUGCCUCUCUUACCCGUGUCUCCAGCGAGUAACAACAGCACAAUGACCGGUAGAAAGGGCUACUCCGCCUCGAUGCUGCACUCCGACGGUACCACAUCACCUCCGUCAUCGUCGGCCAUACCAGUCAGUAGUGCGAAGCGUAAGUAUUCUACCGAAUCGUCAUCACAUGUACCGGCCGGUUCAUCCACUACCAGCACUCCAACCGGUACUAGGCGUCGUGGUUCGAACGCAUCGGCCAACGCCAUGUCUCCACCGGUCGUAGCACAUUCGCGCAUUCCGGUUGGUUUGAAAUCGCCAACAUCACCCACCGGUUCACUGCAGGGUUCAUUCCGAUCCGGCAUACCUACGCAAAAGUCCUCUCGACUGCCCGCUGCAAAAGCACCGGAAGUUGGCGACCGUUUGCCACAGUACCAGUACGGUACGGCUUCCGGCCCGGCAUCGUUGGCAUUGUCGCCACCCGCUUCAACGUUUCAAAGGGCCGGACUCGCACAAGGAACGGCUGGGUCGAGCGCUUACUCGAGCAACCGAUUAGGAUCGUCCCGGUCGGCGCAUCAAAUUCAGUCGGACUCGAAUAAGAUUCGCAUCCAGAUUAAUCCAUCACAGUCGUACAGCAGCAGCAGCACGACCGGUGGAUAAAUUCGACGUCCUUCUCUCUAGCCUCUAUUAGUACGCGAAGUUUAUCAGCAAUUUUAUGAUUUGUUUUUAAAUUAAACAUUAGGCACACCAAUGUGGACCGAGUCCGAACAGGGUGAAAUUUGAGCUUUAGCAGUAAGAAGGAACAUUUUCCCUUAUUCCAAUGGAAGUUUCGACCCAAUAGCCCAAAUCAAUUCCCUGUCAAGUAUUUUUCUGCGUUUAAAUAUUUCUUCGUUCUUAAAUAUUUGAAACUGCUUUUCCAACUUGUAGAAUGCAUUCCAUAUGUUCAUUCAUGACAUGAUUUAUUUGUCGUACCUUUAAAUACUACUACUUCAGUAGCUGCAACAGCGUUGUAGGAUUAAGUUCCAAGUUAGAUUGGGAUCAAUUAUUAGCAGGAGAGCGAAUUCUGUUGGGCUCUCAAUUUCUCGAAGCUUUCCACGUUAUCCGAACACGUGUAUGUAACAAAGCAAACUACUAAAAUAAAAGCCUAAACAAACGUUCCAAUGAGAUCUUAUGAACAGAUUAGCUUUUUUUCGCCUCUAUCUCUCUUUCGUUUUUGCAAGGCAGUAACAAAUAGCAAUCGCUCGCCUAAUAUAUUUAUGUAUCGUUUAUCUGCCGGUAGCUGCAAAAGAAUAAUAUUUAGGAGGGAGACACAUUUUUGCACAAAAGAUGAAGCAAAAAAGAAUGGGUACAAGUUACAAGGCGGACAAUAUCGAAAAAUAUUCACACUGUGCGCGAUAAUCACUUAUGCGAUAAUAAAUAAUAAGUGGGAAAAGUGUACGGGGAAAAAAUGAAAGCAAGCAAUCGAAAUAUCCAAAAGCGUUGCUUUAAAAAGUUGAUUUUUCUGUUUAUCAGCAGUUUUUGUCGCCUCUCAAUUUGCCUUUUCCAAACAUGAUGAUGGUACUUGACAUGUUCUUCCCCUCUUACAAUAGCGCAGCAGCACCAGCAAAAUUAUUAGUUCGAGGGGCACAAAUCGAAACCGUUCCAAAUGAUACGAUUUAGCCUAAAUUUAAAGUAUCGAAUACAAUUCGAUCCAGUUAAAAUAUGCAUUUAAUGUUAGGGCUCGAAAACCUGCAGACACAUCGUUACGAAACCGCCAAUAGUUGUUAGACUGUAAAAUACGGAUUGGUGGUUUAUGUGUAUGUAUAUGUAUGUUGGUAGAUUGUAAUUCGUUAGACAAGCAAGAGUGCCGCCGUUGGUUCAUUAUGACCCAUCCUUUCCAUGCCUUAGGCGGGGUGGAUAACAACAAAGCGAAAAACAAAACAGAUGCUAUAAUAUAUCUCCUCCUCUCAACAAUAUACAUAAAAAUACUAAACAGCAACAUAAAAUCGAGCUAAAGGAAGAGUGGUUAUUUUUUAUGCUUAUAAGUUCAAUGCAGAGUUGUACGAGUUCUACAAGCCCAGCGGAUUUACUGUCUACUGGCUACCAAAGGUUUUUAUUUUGAUUGCUUCCUAACUACUUUUAGCAUACUUCGCGGAAUGAAGAAGCACUGAAUACGUUUAACUAUAACGAACGCUUCUUAUUUUUAUUUCGCUGAGCUUAAUUACUCAAAUACACUUCAAUAAAACCAUGCUUAUAAAAGCAUUACACAUGUUUAAUGUUUAUUUUGAGUGGUAGAUAGUAGCAUUGAGUGGAAGAUUAUAGUUAUGUUGGAAACGUACGACUUACGAAGCAAUUCAGACCCGCUUAUGCAGAAGCAAUCGAGAUCAAAUCCUUUGUGAGUCGAAACAAAUAAUUGUUUUUCCCGGAUACAUUUUUGGUUUGAUUUGCUUAAUUAAACAUACCUGUCGAGAUUAUACCAAAUCGUAAUUCCAGACGAAGGAUAAAACGAAUAAAAAUACGGUUUAAAAUGUAACAAUAUCCGUUUUGUGCUACGACACUUCGAAACAAAAUUGAACAUUAAUUUCACGUGAUACUUAUCACUUUUCUUUGAUAAUUCAUAUACUAAGGUGGAAACCAAAUCACGCCAACACACAACAAUACGGGUUUAAUCGUUCAUAGAGAUUUUUUCCAUCUUUCUCCAAUAUUGUUGCUUCAUUAAUCAGCUGUUUCACGUACACGCGAGUCCAGUUCGAUGUAAAAAUCAAAAUCUUUCCACCACUGAAUGUGUGUAUGUGUGUGUAAUAAUUAAGUAGUGCUGAAGUGCGGUUUUUUUUUAAUAAAAACAUAAUAGAAACCAA